Chanos chanos (milkfish) is the source of this 2985-nucleotide messenger RNA. It is a transcript of the gene ildr1b, whose product is annotated as immunoglobulin-like domain containing receptor 1b. Lineage: Eukaryota; Metazoa; Chordata; Actinopteri; Gonorynchiformes; Chanidae. Gene Ontology annotation, cellular component: plasma membrane. The transcript has 8 exons. Bases 198 to 1871 code for a protein of 557 amino acids. The record is from RefSeq and is a predicted model, not a curated record. Gene Ontology annotation, molecular function: high-density lipoprotein particle receptor activity.
AGUUACCUCUACACCUGUACACGGAUCAAGUGCGAAGGAACUCUCUUUUGCAUUUUGGAAGGGAACUUCGGAAGUAUGGGAUAGAGUUGUGCUAGUAGAUUGAGAGGAAUUGAAAUAUUCUGAUAAUUGCACAGAGUUUUAGAUAAAUUGUGUAUCUCAAGAGUGCUUCCGUGUUGGACUUGCCACAGAAAAAGCAAAUGGGAAGACUCACUAUCCUAGUGACGCUGCUGGUUUUCCUGACAACAGAGCUGGAGUCUAUCCAGGUGAUAGUACCAGAGACAGAAAGGAGCACAGCUCUGUUUGCUUCAGUCAUUCUGCGUUGCGAUUAUUCAACCUCUGCCAGCUCCCAAGAUGUCUUGGUUACAUGGCGUUAUAAGUCCUUCUGCAUGGACCCAGUGCUGGAGUACUACUCAACAGCCUACCAAGCUGCCCUUUCUUUGGGCCAGGACCCAUCCAACGACUGUCCAGAUCGUCAGCGGACAGUUCGCACAGUGAUUCAAAAAAGAGGCAUCAAUGAGCCUAUUUUGGGUGCAGAAUAUCGCAAUCGCAAGAUCACCAUCCAGAACAAGGCAGAUCUUGUCAUUACUGAGGUCAUGUGGUGGGAUAAUGGCGUGUACUUCUGCUCCAUCGAUGCCCCGGGAGACACGGUGGGGGACUCGGAUCGGGAGAUAAAGCUCAUUGUCUACCAUUGGUUGACAGUCUUGUUCAUCAUCAUUGGUGCUAUCCUCCUGUUGAUGUUGUGCUGCAUCUGUUGCUGUCAGUGCUGCCCUCAGAAAUGCUGUUGCUAUGUCCGCUGUCCCUGCUGUCCACGUACCUGCUGCUGCCCUGAGAAAGCGGUGAUGCAGCACAGGAUGAUGAAGGAUGCUAAGAAAGCUAUGGCUCCUUGGCUCUACGGCCAGCCUGUCUAUGCCCCCAUUAGCUCCAAUGCCUCUCAGGGAAACCCUCUGCUGUACGCAGGAACUGUAUCUGAAUACCCCACCAAACAGAACAUCCCAAUGGCCCCAAUGGCCCUCCCUCCUCCCCAGGCUGCCCCACCCGUCAUGUACCACGGAGUCCAUUCCAAUGGCAGUAGACAGAGCAGUAUGCGUAGCAACAUGCAAGGCACCAAUCAAAUGCUAGAUUUUCUGGAGAGUCAGGUGAGAGGUAUGGAUGUCGGAGCUCCAGUCCUCCAACCUCAGCCAGUACCAUCUCAAUACAUGGCAGCUCCUCUCCAGAGUGUUCCUCCUCAGCAUAUGACGCUUCCAGCCCAGCCUGUCUCUCAGGCUGUGCCCUUCUCUGCUGGACCGCCCAGCAUGCUCUCUGCUCUGGAUGAGAUGGGUGUUCAGGGUGUGGAGCGCAGGGUCAUCCAGCUGCCCCCCAUUGUCGGUCGGGGCCUGAGUCUUAACUCACGUAGGGGCACUGGAAGGUCCCGUGGGGGACCCCACCGGUCCAGUCAGUCCAGCGGCAGCUCCAACCGCACGGGUCGUUACCGUGACAACAGCCGGCGAGAACCCAGGCGUGGGAUCCUGCGCAGUUACAGCGAUGAGUCUGACUGGGAGGACAGGCAUAGAGAAAGAAGCUCCUCAGGGCGCAGGGGAGGCUCAGGUGCAGAGCGCGGCAGGCCGCUUGCCCGGAGUAAAGAUGAGCUCUUAGAGGAGCUGGAGCGUUACGUCCCACGGAGGGACAGGAGCUAUUCACCUCCACGCCACAGGGGGUCUUGGGGCUCAGAUGAAGAGUACAGCGACAGAGGGGGUGCACAAUCACAAAGGAGAGAUUGGCCUGAGAAACCACCCAGCUACUUUUCAAUCGACCUUAAGCCCGGACCCAUCAGGAGGGGUAACGACCGAUACUCGGAUAAGAGCUCCCGUAGCGGUACCAGUGUUGUAAUCUGAUGCCUCACCUCCCUUGACCUCUGCUCUCAGUCACAUCGAUAAUCAUCACUGUCCCGUUUCCGUUUAUUUCACUUUGAUUUGCCCAUUAAUAUUUUAGAUAAAAACUGAUUGACAGUGGUGCACAAUAGAGAGUAAAUGGGAAUGUUCACCCUUGUUAACAUAUGGGCCAAUUUUGUCCAAUAACCUCCUUGUAAUUAUGUAGCUGGCACAGUGUUUAUUUGUUAAAUGUUAUAUCAGUAUACUGAUAUUUACCAAUGUGUUUUGUUGAUUGCAUUAUAACCUGUCUUAAAUUCAGAAUUAAAAGGCAGCAGAUAAGGGUUAUAAUGAGCACAUCUGUCAAAACAGUGAACUUCCCCCUUAAGCAAAACUUUACACGAAUGAAGUAAUGUUCAGUAGUACCUCUCUGUCUUUUUUUGUUGAGCCUGAAGGUCUAAACUUUCAGACUUGUAAUCUCUCGUGAAAUUGUAUUUUGUUGUUUAUUUGAAAGAGUGUUUUUCCUUUGUCUUCUCCAUUUGUGAAUGCUGUCUUUUCAAGACCACAGAUACAGACAAAACCAUUGACUAGACAGUCUUCUUAACGUAUGGGUCCUGAUACAUCUGUUUACUUAUUUACUGUUUGUUGUUUAUGUUGGUGUAUGGUGCUGGGUUAAUAAUUUUUGAUUUUGUGAAACAUUUGUGUGUAUCCUGUAGAUGUCGGACUUGUUUAUUUGUGUUUUAGUCUGUAGUGUAUGGUUACUCACCUUUCUGUAGUCUCUUGAUUUUGUGAAGUGUGUGUCUAUAUAAUCACUUUUUUAAAUGAUGAACCGAGUUCUAAACUCCUUCAGUUCUUUAGCUGACUGUUAGAGAGAAGGACAAACAUGCAGUAAAACUUAAGUUUUAAUUUCGGCUCUUGGGCAUAUCUUGCGUAGUGUGAAGGUAUGGUGAAAUCAUAUGAAGUAAUGCUCUUACUUGACUCUAUUUGACUAAGUGCACUGGUUUGAAUUUCCAGUUCAUGUGAAGUCAAAAGUGUGUUUUUAUAUGUAUGUUUUUUUAUCCUUUCAUGAAGACUAGAAAAAAAUGCUAUGGAAGAACAGUUUAUGGAAUACUCAAUAAAAUACAUUAUAUAACUAGGCUUA